Adineta ricciae is the source of this 1437-nucleotide messenger RNA. Lineage: Eukaryota; Metazoa; Rotifera; Eurotatoria; Adinetida; Adinetidae. The record is from the annotation of a GenBank genome assembly.
AUGGACGGAUCUAACGAUAUCGAUUAUUUUCAAAAUUCUUUUCAAAUAUCUCCACGUCUUGCUCGUCAAUAUUUCAUGUGUCCACAUUGUUCAUUUCAUUUAUGUUUUGAACAUGGUCAAGAAUAUCAACAACAAAUUCAAAAUCAAAUUCAUUCUAUACAAGAUCAUGCCGUCAAUCUCGAACAAACAAUCCAAAACUAUCAACCAGUUCAAACAAUUAUCGAACAAGUUUAUAAAUCUCUACAUGAAUGGAAAGAUAAAAUGUUCCAAUUUAUCAAUGAGUACAGCGAGCAAAUUCGAUCACAUAUUGAACAUGCACAAAACCGAUUGAAUGAACAAUGGAAUAUGACCAAAGGUGAAUAUUUACAAUUGUUAGAAAAUUUCGUACAAGAACCCAUUGAUCGAUUACUUCGAGUUCCAAAGCAAAUUCAUCCUGAAGAUGUUCGGCAUAUUCACAGACGAUUUAUUUCAAUUCAAAGUCAAAUUACAGAUCUAUUGACAUUUCGGGAUCUUCUUCGAAUUAAUUUUGAUUCGUGUUCAUUAGCUGGCGACAUCAAUAUUUCGCGUGGUCAUUUUCCAUCACCAAAACUGCCGUCAAAUUCCAUUGAGACCGUUCCGUCACUAGAUCAAAUCACUUUAUCCAAACGAUUCGAUGUAUUGUCAUCAAGUACACCAGCAUUGGCUGUUCGAACGGUCGAUCACUCUAAUUCCAUGAUCCUUACAUGGAUGAAACCAAGCACAUUAUUAAUUUUCGAUUCAGAACAAGGAUUGACCAGACGUGUUGAUGUUGAGCCAGCAUUCAUAUCGAUUCACGAUAUUCUUUGGUGUGAAUAUUUAAAUAAUUUUCUCCUUGCCGGUGCUGCUCUACAUACAUUUGACGUUCAAACUAAUGAAAUCAAACAAAUUUUCACACCAGAAAAUCCACACAUCUGGUCAAUCACUACACAUAAGACCAAUCUGUACGUGUUGUAUGCUAUGGGUGAAUCACCUCUGAUUGAACAUCGUUCACUACCAUCAUUCCAUUUAAUUCAAACGUAUACUCGCGAUCAAGUUUUCUCAAUAAACUCGACAUCGUCGAUCGAAGUUGCACGAUGCAUUCGAACAAACGGUCGUCAUCUUGCAAUGACUAUACGAAAUUCCGCGACACAUCAAUGGCGUGUUGAUGUAUUUAAUUUUCAAUUACAACGAUUGAUUCAAGGUGAAAUUCUUGGACAAGCUGCACAUCCAGAUUACUGGUGUUGUUUAUUAUCUUCAUAUCGAUCUAAUUAUUGGUUAAUCAUGGACAAUACAUCGGAACCAGAAACAGUUACAUUAGUAGAUGGACAAGGACGUUUAAGACAACAAAUUCAACAUGAUGGAUACAAUAUUUGUGUGAUAGAAAGUAAACAACAACUUGUUGUUAAAGAUCAACAUGGAUUAGCUGUAUUUCGGUUUUAA